Tachysurus fulvidraco (yellow catfish) is the source of this 1396-nucleotide messenger RNA. Its product is annotated as syntaxin-11-like. The transcript has 2 exons. Gene Ontology annotation, biological process: intracellular protein transport; exocytosis; synaptic vesicle fusion to presynaptic active zone membrane. Gene Ontology annotation, cellular component: endomembrane system; synaptic vesicle; plasma membrane. The record is from RefSeq and is a predicted model, not a curated record. Bases 480 to 1376 code for a protein of 298 amino acids. NCBI's taxonomy places the organism in Eukaryota, Metazoa, Chordata, Actinopteri, Siluriformes, Bagridae. Gene Ontology annotation, molecular function: SNAP receptor activity; SNARE binding.
GGUUGCGUUCUCUUCCUACAAUUACUAUAAGUUCUGCUUCACUACUCUCUGUCUUUUCUAUUUGUUUUUUGGUCAUAAAAAUGCAGAGGUGAUGUGAUUCGUUUUUACGUGAUAGCGACACCGUGUGUUCAAACAUAGAACUUCUGUUUAUUUAUUUUCUUAAUAAAGGUUCAGCUUUGGUUUUAAUACCAGCAUAUCUCGUACAUUAUACUGAUAAUAAACAUGUUCUCUAGUCUAUAAAUAUGCAGCUCAUCUUCAUUCCACAAAAAAAAUAACAUCACAUUUGCAGAUAUUUCCGCCUACAAUCAGUGACGUUGUUUAGCGUAAAAAGGUGUGGUUACGCACCGCUACGCACAAUCUCUCACGCACGCUUCUGGAGCUCACUAAUCUGAUCCACUCACCAUGAUAUAACAUCUGGAAGUCGUGAUUCCAAAAGGCCUUUACACUGCUGACAGGUCCGACACAUCAUUAAGGCAGCCAUGAGGGAUAGACUAAGUAACCUACAGGCUCUUUCUGCGUCCAGAAAUAAUCUGGAAGAGCAGGAAUAUGCAGAUUCGGUCUCAGAUUCAUUCAGCAAUGUGGAACUGGAAGAUGAGUUCCAUCAGCAGGCCAUCGUCUUUGACAACAAUGAGAUGGAUGCCGUGUUCGAUGAGGCUCAAGCUACAAGGCGUGAGAUUCAGUUCAUCCAUCUGGAUGUAAAGCGGCUCAGAGAGCAAAACACACGCAUCCUUAAUGAGCCAACUCGUACCAGCACGGUCAAGCGCGACUCCAAUGCUAUUGCUGCUGACAUUAAAUCCCGUGGGGAGGAUUUGCUGAAACGUCUUCAUGAGAUGGACUCUCAUGCCAAAGAGCUAGAGGAGGAACAUGGUAUCAAUUCGGCUGUAGCCAGGAUUGCUCGAACACAGUAUGCUGGCCUGAGUAACAGCUUCCGUAACGUGAUGAUGGAAUACAACGAAGCUGAGAUGAACCACAGAGAAAAGUGUAAGACGCAUAUCCAGAGGCAGAUGGAGAUUGUAGGGCGAGAGGUGACAGGUGAAGAGAUUGAGGAAAUGCUGGAGAAUGGGCAGUGGAACAUCUUCAGUGAUAACAUUCUCACAGAAGGGAAAACAGCACGAUCUGCACUAAGCCAAAUCGAAAGCCGACACCGUGACUUGCUGGAGUUGGAGAACCGACUCCAGAGCAUCCAUGAGGUUUUCCUGGAUGUGGCCAUGCUUGUGGAAGACCAAGGGCCCAUGAUAGACUACAUAUUCACUAAUGUUCAGAAAACUGAUGCUAAACUUGAAGAAGUGCUGAUUCGACUUGACCGAGCUAAGAGACAUGACAAAAACAACCCUUUCAAGAAGAUGUUCUGUAGCUGCUUUCCAUGCUACAAGUAAUUUCUUUGGUGAAAGAUGCC